Molecule: messenger RNA, 1629 nt
Organism: Nymphaea colorata (pocket water lily)
Lineage: Eukaryota; Viridiplantae; Streptophyta; Magnoliopsida; Nymphaeales; Nymphaeaceae
Product: 26S proteasome regulatory subunit 6B homolog
Exons: 6
Coding region: 141-1403 (420 amino acids)
Biological process (GO): proteasome-mediated ubiquitin-dependent protein catabolic process
Cellular component (GO): proteasome regulatory particle, base subcomplex
Molecular function (GO): ATP binding; ATP hydrolysis activity; proteasome-activating activity
Source: RefSeq, a predicted model, not a curated record
UAUUUACGAUACCAGAGAGAUCGCUUCCGAGGGAGGCAACAGACCGACCCUGUUAACCCUUCUUCCCCACGCCACCGCUCGCCGGAAGAAGAAAGAGAGAAAAGGGUAGCGAGGAAAGAAGAAGAAAGUGUGGGAAGAAGAUGGCUGCGUCAGCGAUGGUUCUGGACCCGAAGGCACCGCCUCCAGCCCCGCCUCCGGCGGUGCUCGCCGACCCCCAGGCGCAGAGCCACCACGGGGAGACCAGCGCCGGCGAUGAGGACGACCUGUACGCUCGGCUGAAGGCGUUGCAGCGGCAGCUGGAGUUCAUAGACAUACAGGAGGAGUACGUGAAGGACGAGCAGAAGAACCUGAAGCGGGAGCUGCUGAGGGCCCAGGAGGAGGUGAAGCGCAUCCAAUCGGUGCCGCUCGUGAUCGGGCAGUUCAUGGAGAUGGUCGACCAGAAUAACGGCAUCGUGGGGUCGACUACGGGGUCGAACUACUACGUCCGCAUCCUCAGCACCAUCAAUCGGGAGCUCCUCAAACCCUCCGCCUCUGUCGCCCUCCAUCGUCACUCCAACGCCCUUGUCGACGUCCUCCCGCCCGAGGCCGACUCCUCAAUCUCACUUCUUAGCCAGUCAGAGAAGCCAGACGUCACCUAUAAUGAUAUUGGUGGCUGUGACAUACAAAAGCAAGAAAUUCGUGAAGCUGUUGAGUUGCCUUUGACACACCAUGAGUUAUAUAAGCAAAUAGGUAUAGAUCCUCCUCGUGGUGUCUUGCUAUAUGGACCUCCUGGCACUGGUAAGACUAUGCUAGCCAAGGCUGUAGCAAACCACACAACUGCGGCUUUUAUACGUGUAGUUGGUUCAGAAUUUGUUCAGAAAUACUUGGGUGAGGGUCCAAGAAUGGUACGAGAUGUGUUCCGCCUAGCAAAGGAGAAUGCCCCUGCCAUUAUUUUUAUUGAUGAAGUCGAUGCUAUUGCAACAGCACGUUUUGAUGCCCAAACAGGGGCUGAUAGAGAAGUUCAGAGAAUUCUUAUGGAACUGCUGAAUCAGAUGGACGGUUUUGACCAGACUGUGAAUGUAAAGGUGAUCAUGGCAACAAAUAGGGCAGACACACUAGACCCAGCACUUCUUCGUCCUGGCAGACUUGAUCGAAAGAUUGAAUUCCCCCUGCCAGAUAGACGGCAAAAGAGGCUUGUUUUCCAGGUUUGCACUGCUAAGAUGAACCUAAGUGAUGAGGUUGAUUUAGAAGAUUAUGUCUCUCGUCCUGACAAAAUAAGUGCUGCUGAGAUUGCUGCAAUCUGUCAGGAAGCUGGUAUGCAUGCUGUGCGGAAGAACCGUUAUGUCAUUCUGCCCAAGGAUUUUGAGAAAGGUUACAGGACAAACGUCAAGAAGCCUGACACGGACUUUGAUUUCUAUAAGUAGGCCCAUGGCUCGACUUGCCACGCAAGGGAAAAGGCAAGGGAAAAGGUCGGGUCUCUUUAAUCCAAUUGGAUUCCUCUUUAGUUUUGUGCUAGAACGUUAAUAUUUAUGAAAAGAGAUGCUUUACACAGUGAUCACAGUUCAACUGUGUUUUUGGUGUGGUUUUAUUGGCACUUGAUAUUAUCACUUCCAUUUAUUUGUUAGAAAGAUAUCAGAAUGUUGGUAAUUA